UGCCUGGGCCGCUUAAAGUCCGGCCUGGGUCUGCUCCGGCUCGACUUGCAGGAGGGGGGGCGCUCCGGCCGGGGCGGAACUCAGGCAAGCCCUGCCCGCCGCAGCUCGCCGGGCCUCCCCACCCGGGCCAAGAACACCCGACGGGAGCCAAUGAGCGGCCAAAGCCGCGCCGGCACCUCCGACGCCAGCCCGGAGAUUGGCGUGGGAGACACGUCAAGUUGAGCCGGGCCGGAGCUGCGGGUUCAGUGGCCCCCUCUCGACGUCGGAUGCGGAGCAGCGCAGCUCGGAGGGCGGCGUGUGGGCUGCCCCGGCCUCCGCUCCAGCUUGGCCGGGGGCGCGGGCGUGGAGAGGGGCCCCGCGAGGCUGGCGCUCGAUGCACCCGCUUCCCGGCGCCGGGACGGACAGGCAGAGGCCGCGGAUCGACGGGCGCCUCUCCUAGCGGGCCAUGGCAAACGUACGGCGAAGUGAACCAGCUGGGCGGCGUCUUUGUCAACGGGAGGCCGCUGCCCAACGCCAUUCGCUUGCGGAUCGUGGAGCUGGCGCAGCUGGGCAUCCGGCCGUGCGACAUCAGCCGGCAGUUGCGCGUCUCGCACGGCUGCGUGAGCAAGAUCCUGGCGCGCUACAACGAGACCGGCUCCAUCCUCCCCGGCGCCAUCGGCGGGAGCAAGCCCAGGGUCACCACGCCCAACGUCGUGAAGCACAUCCGAGACUACAAGCAGGGCGACCCGGGCAUCUUCGCGUGGGAGAUCCGCGACCGGCUGCUGGCGGACGGCGUCUGCGACAAGUACAACGUGCCUUCGGUGAGCUCCAUCAGCAGGAUCCUGAGGAACAAGAUCGGCAACCUUUCGCAGCCCGGAGGAGCCUACGACGCCGGCAGUGGCGGCUGCAAGCAACCUGCCCCGCAGCCCACCCUGCCCUACAACCACAUCUAUCAGUAUCCUUACCCCGGCGCUGCGCCAUCCGCCGGCACCAAGAUGGGCAGCCACCCCGGAGCGCCCGUCUCCGCCGCCCACGUCAGCCUCCCGCGCUCCUGGCCGUCGGCUCACUCGGUCAGCAACAUCCUGGGCAUCCGCACCUUCAUGGAGCAGAGCGGCGCUCUGGCUGGGACAGAUGGCUCUGCCUACCCUCCCAAACUAGAAGACUGGCCCAGUGUGAACAGGACCACCUUCCCUGCUGCCGGACAAGGUGUCGGCGCGCUUGACAAAUCAGCAGCGGAAGCAGACAUUAAAUACCCCCAGCCGCCUCCCGGGCUCUCAGCUGUCAGUACCUUCCUGUCCCCUUGCGCCUACCCGUCUUCAAACCAAGCAGUCUACGGCGGGCCGGGAGGAAGCUACCUAAGUCCGGCGCAUCAUCACUGGCAGACGCCAGGCAACCCCUUGGCUCAUCACCACGGGCCCGGCGUGGCCAUAUACGGGGGAGACCCGGCUCCCACAGCGGCCUUCAAGCAGCCCACCCGAGAAGCUGUGGACAGAAAACAAGCCUCCAGCCCUGGGGGCAAAACCCCAGCAGACUCCCUGGCAGCCUCCAUCCACGGACUUUCUGCCCCAGCCUCCUCAUCCUAGAGGGAGAAAGAGGCGGGAAAUGGCGUCUGAGGCGAAGGCAGCUUGGAGGGGGCAAAGAGCCUGAGCAACUCUUCCCCACCCCCCUGCAAAGCGAGGUUUGAGGAGAGGAGAAGCUGUGGCCGUUGACAAGGCUGCUGCAGCAGUGGUGGGGGCCCCAACCUGACUGGAUCGCAGACCAGAGCU
This is a messenger RNA of Podarcis raffonei (Aeolian wall lizard), 1745 nucleotides long. RefSeq names its product paired box 1 (gene PAX1). The record is from RefSeq and is a predicted model, not a curated record. Gene Ontology annotation, molecular function: DNA-binding transcription factor activity, RNA polymerase II-specific; RNA polymerase II cis-regulatory region sequence-specific DNA binding. The transcript has 5 exons. The coding region runs from base 267 to 1562 and encodes 431 amino acids. Lineage: Eukaryota; Metazoa; Chordata; Lepidosauria; Squamata; Lacertidae. Gene Ontology annotation, biological process: anatomical structure development; regulation of transcription by RNA polymerase II.